CGCCUCCUUCCUACCCCCAGCCCGCUUUAUUACUCAUAAACUCGUUUGCUUAUUUUACUCUAAAAUCCCAAACACCACAAUUUUUUAAAUUAUAAAAAAAUGAUAAUAAAAUAAAAAAAUAAACAAAAUGCGAGCCCAAAGGACAAAGCAGAUGCGUAUAUAUAUAAAAUCCAUCUCCCUGCAAUCAUUUUAGCCUUUUUCUUCUAUCCCCCAGAGGCCCCAUCUUGCUUUCUCUCUCUACAAAUCUGUAGAUUGAAUUUGUGCUGGUUUUUAUACUCCCGUUGAUUCUAGAUUUACUGAUUUUUCAUUUGAGAAUCGAAUUCUUUUAGGUUUUGUCGGUGGGAUUUGUAGAUCGGAGAGGAUGGUCGAGACGCGGCGGAGCUCGUCGGCCUCCAAGCGGCCCCUUGCUUCUUCACCAUCGUUGCCCAACGGAAAGCGAUCCAAGGCGGCGGAAGAUUCUUCGUCCACGAACGAAUCGCCGGCGACCGAAGAAGUGGUGGGCGCGGAGGUUCCCAAAGAAUUGGAUGCCGGAUCGGCUGAUCUGGAUAACAGCGACCGCUUGAAGCCGUCGGAUGAUUUGGGGGCGGAGAAAUCGCCGGAGGAUGUGGCGGUGGAAGUGGAUGCAGGGGAUUCCUUGAUGGAUGUGGAGAAGGAGAAGCCAAGUAGACCUCCUCUGAAUCGCGGGAAGAAGUGGCAACUGAAGUCCAACGCUGGUGCUGCAUGGGGAAAACUUCUUUCCCAGUGUUCACAGAAUCCGCAUGUUGUCAUGAAUCGUCCUACUUUCACUGUUGGUCAAGGCCGCCAAUGUGACUUGUCGGUGAGAGAUCCAAGAGUUGGCAAAUCAUUGUGUAAUCUGAAGCACAUGGCAUCGGAGCAACUCCCGAACAGCAGUGAACCAGAAACACCUGUUCCGCCUUCAGUCGGUAUAUUAGAAGCUCAUGCUGAGCCUCUGAAAGGAUUACAUAUCGAGGCAAGAUCAGGUGAUCCUUCUGCUGUUGCAGUUGCAUCAACUCUGGCCUCACUGUCACAUCUCAGUAAAGAAUUAGCCCUUAUUCCUCCAUCCCCCGGAACUGGUGAAGAUGCACAACAAGGUUCGGAAAUACCAUCUCUACCCUUGGCUUGUGAAUUGUCAGACAACUGCGCUGUUGACGCCGAUAUGAAGGAGGUUGCCUCUGUUGAGAAGACAGGUGCUCCAUCUCCUGAUGAUGUUGCCAAUGAAAAUUUAAAUGUUGGUGCUGGGGUUGGGAAGAUUGUAGGAGAAAAUAAUGAAUUGAAACAAGUUUUGCAAAUUGUGGCAGCAGUUAGGAAAGCUCCUGUGUAUGAUGUAACUGGUGGGGGCUUGACUAGACCUCUUGAGGAGCACAGGAAAGUCCGAAAUCAACUAAAAGGUUCUUCUAGUCCUCACAUGUCAAUGUCAAGACAUCAAGAAUUCAGAGACAGUUUGCAACAACGACUUGUAGAUGGAAAAGAUAUUGAUGUUUCAUUCGAAAAUUUUCCAUAUUAUUUAAGUGAGACCACAAAGAAUGUACUUAUUGCCUCAACAUACAUACAUUUGAAGUGCAACAACUUUGCGAGGUUCACCUCAGAUCUCCCUUCACUGUGUCCCCGGAUAUUGUUGUCUGGGCCUGAAGGUUCAGAAAUAUAUCAGGAAACAUUGACGAAAGCACUUGCUAAACAUUUUGGUGCGAGGCUCCUAAUAAUUGAUUCUGCCAUUUUACCUUGUACAUAUGUCCAGGGACCUGUAUCAAAGGAAGUUGAUUCUUUCAAGGAAAAACUAAAGGCUGAGAGAGCUAGUGUUUAUGCCAAACGGACUGCUUCUCCAUUACAUCAUCUUAAGAAACCAGCAUCAAGUGUUGAAGCUAGUAUUACUGGGUUUUCUGCUGUAACCUCUCGUGUUCAGCCUAAGCAGGAAGCAUCUACUGCUUCAUCAAAAGCCUACAUUUUUAGACAAGGUGACCGCGUCAAGUAUGUGGGUUUGGGUUCUUUGCCCAUCGCAUUUACUCAUCGAAAUCCAAUAAGGGGUCCAACUUAUGGUUUCAGAGGCAAGGUGGUACUUGCUUUUGAAGAAAAUGGCUCCUCUAAAAUCGGGGUCAGAUUUGAUAAAACAAUUCCAGAUGGCAAUGAUCUUGGAGGCCUCUGUGAAAAAGAUCACGGUUUCUUCUGUGCUGCUGACUUGUUACGUCUUGAUAACUCCACUGGUGACGACUUUGACAUUCUUGCCAUACAUGAGGUCUUUGAGGCCGUGUCCAAGGAAAGUAAAAGCAGUCCAUUUAUAUUGUUCAUGAAAGACACCGAGAAAUCCAUGGUUGGAAGCCCAGAAGCCUAUGCGACCUUCAAAAUUAAGCUUGAGAGUCUUCCAGCUAAUGUUGUUGUGAUAGCUUCACACACUCAGGCUGACAGCCGCAAAGAUAAACUUCAUCCUGGCGGAUUGCUUUUCACGAAAUUCGGGAGCAACCAUACUGCAUUACUCGACCUUGCAUUCCCGGACGCUCUCGGUAAAUUGCAUGAUAAAAGUAAAGAAACUCCGAAGACGUUGAAGCAGCUCUGCCGUCUUUUCCCAAACAAAGUGACCAUACAGAUUCCUCAGGAUGAAACAGAGUUAGUUGGCUGGAAACAAAAGUUGGAUCGAGAUGUUGAAACAAUGAAGUCACAAUCCAACAUUGCCAGCAUUCGCUCAGUUCUAAAUCGGCUAGGCGUUGAUUGCCCUGAUCUGGAUAUGUUAUCAAUUAAAGACCAAGCUUUAACUAGUGAAAGUGUUGAAAAAAUUCUUGGAUGGGCUUUGAGUCAUCACUUUAUGCAUACAUCUGAAUCUUAUCUUGGAGAGUCGAAAUUUGUUCUCUCGAGUGAAAGUAUCAGAUAUGGGUUCGACAUGUUGGAGGACAUUCAAAAUGAGAACAAGAGUUCAAAGAAAUCUCUGAAGGAUGUUGUCACUGAAAAUGAUUUUGAGAAAAAGCUCCUUGCCGAGGUCAUUCCACCUGGCGAUAUUGGAGUUAGUUUUGAUGAUAUUGGGGCAUUGGAAAACGUGAAGGAGACUCUGAAGGAACUGGUGAUGCUUCCUCUGCAAAGGCCAGAGUUAUUUAGCAAAGGACAGCUCACAAAACCGACUAAAGGAAUACUGCUGUUUGGGCCACCUGGUACGGGUAAAACAAUGCUUGCGAAAGCUGUGGCAACUGAAGCUGGGGCCAACUUUAUCAACAUAUCAAUGUCGACCAUCUCAUCAAAAUGGUUUGGGGAAGGAGAGAAAUAUGUGAAAGCGGUAUUCAGUUUAGCAAGCAAGAUAUCUCCAAGUGUUAUUUUUGUUGAUGAGGUUGACAGCAUGUUAGGAAGAAGGGAAAACCCAGGAGAACAUGAAGCAAUGCGUAAAAUGAAGAAUGAGUUUAUGGUGAACUGGGACGGUUUGCGUACAAAGGACAAGGAAAGAGUUCUCGUACUUGCAGCCACUAAUAGGCCUUUUGAUCUUGAUGAAGCUGUAAUCCGUAGGCUUCCCAGGAGGCUGAUGGUCAAUCUGCCAGAUGCUCAAAACCGUGCUAAAAUCUUGAAGGUGAUCUUAGCCAAGGAAGAAUUGGCUCCCAAUGUUGACCUUGAAGUUGUUGCUAACAUGACCGAAGGGUAUUCAGGAAGUGAUUUAAAGAAUCUUUGUGUUACGGCUGCACAUUGUCCCAUAAGAGAAAUUCUGGAGAAGGAGAAGAAGGAGAAAGCCUUGGCACUGCAGGAGAAUAGGCCACUGCCUGAGUUGCAUAGCAGUGCCGAUGUUCGUCACUUGAGUAUGGACGACUUUAAAUAUGCGCACGAACAGGUUUGUGCUAGCGUUUCAUCAGAAUCACAAAACAUGAACGAGCUUCUCCAGUGGAACGAACUAUACGGGGAAGGUGGAUCAAGAAAGAAAGAAUCACUGAGCUAUUUCAUGUAGAUGAGAUGAUAUAAUAAACACCGAAAGUAAAGCUAAGAGAUGUUUAGGUCAUUUUUUCGUCUUUCAAUUUCCUUUUUCUUUUUGUAUCCGAAGAUGGUCUGGGACUGUACUCGUCCACUCUCUCUCUCUCUCUCUCCACCCCAAAACUACAUGGUCCAGAUGUAUCAUAUAAAUAUUUAGUUGAUUGGCAUUAUUUAACCACCAGAUAAGAAGCAUGUAUAAAAAAGCUGUAACCUUGCUGUUCAUGUCUCUACUGUGUGAGUUUAAGAGUGAUUCUGACAACUCUUUAUAUAUAUUUCUUUGGGCUUCUUUCGUCCGUACCGAAUAAUAUUCGAGUAGAACAUUAUUGUGAUAUGCUAUCCAAUGUACUUAUAACCCAGUGUUUUGUAUUUAGAGAUGCAUUGUAGAAAAACUUUUCCCUUUGGACAUAUUUUACUGUAACGUCAGAUUUAAAUAUUUCCAUUUUCCUUAAAACACUGAAUUAGAAAACUUUGACCAUGUAUGGUUUU
Molecule: messenger RNA, 4419 nt
Organism: Striga asiatica
Lineage: Eukaryota; Viridiplantae; Streptophyta; Magnoliopsida; Lamiales; Orobanchaceae
Source: the annotation of a GenBank genome assembly